AUGGAGCACGCCGCCGUCUCUUGUGUUUUCGCGGGGAACGCUGUUUACGGACGUGUGUUUCAGUAUCUGAAUGUGGGUGGAUUUCUUCAGCUGCUCCGGUGUCUGGAAGAAAAGCCGCUGUCGGAACAACCCGUGGGGCAAGGUCCAUCCUGGACCGCCGGACAGCGCGCCGCACGCCGCACGCCGCACGCCCACCGGCAGUGCUUCCGCGCCCGCGCCCGUGGCUUCGCGAGUGCUCCGUCGUGCUUGUGUGUGGAAUGUGCGACACCCAUGCCCAGUGACAGCACCGCCGGCAGGAGCGGCGCUGCGCCCGUGACGGCGACGGUAACCGUCACGACCAAGACGUCGACGACGCACGCAGUGGCCGCCAAGAGGACCCGCAGCGCAGCCACGUUCAUGUCCACCGCCAAGACGACGCGCGCAGCAGAAACUAAGAGCGACUGGAGUCUACAGAUGGGGGUUCCCGCGGCGCUGCACUUCAUCGAGACCCGGUCACGCCUCUUCGUUGGUUGCAGGUUGUCGGCGCAGCGGCGGUGAGCGGCGCCACGCUCACGCUCCCAGC
This is a messenger RNA of Schistocerca cancellata (South American locust), 562 nucleotides long. RefSeq lists its product as uncharacterized. The record is from RefSeq and is a predicted model, not a curated record. Bases 1 to 537 code for a protein of 178 amino acids. The transcript is spliced from 4 exons. NCBI's taxonomy places the organism in Eukaryota, Metazoa, Arthropoda, Insecta, Orthoptera, Acrididae.